CAAUCACUCUCGCGACAAUCCACACUCACUUGGUCGAACCAACACCAUCCCUCUCCCUCCAACGACUCAUUCCUACCGCCAAAAUGCUCGGCUCCCUCUCCAACAUGCAACCGCGCCAACUCGCCGCCCAAGUCCUAAACUUCGCCCUCGUCCUGAGCACAGCUUUCAUGCUCUGGAAAGGCCUCUCCGUCAUCACAAACUCCUCCUCACCAAUCGUAGUCGUAUUGUCCGGAAGCAUGGAACCGGCAUUCCAGCGCGGAGAUCUGCUAUUCCUAUGGAAUCGAGGAGUCGAGACGCAAGUCGGGGAAGUAGUGGUGUAUAGUGUGAAAGGGAAAGAUAUUCCGAUUGUGCAUCGGGUGAUCAGGAGGUUUGGGGGUGGAGGGGAUGCGCCGUUGCAACUUUUGACGAAAGGUGAUAAUAAUGCUGCUGAUGAUACGGAACUUUACGCUCGAGGACAGUCGUAUCUCGAUCGCUCCAAGGAUGUGAUUGGGAGCGUGUUCGCGUACGUGCCGUUUGUGGGAUACGUGACGAUUCUGCUUAGCGAAUACCCGUGGUUGAAGACUGUUAUGCUGGUGUUCAUGGCUGCGACUGUGGUGUUGCAGAGGGAAUAGCGAUACUGAGGAUGGCGAUGCGAAUGUUCUGAGAGAACUUGGGAGUGCGACCCAGGGAAUUAGAGCUUUCCUUGCGUUCAAGCGACGGCGUUUGGGGCUGCAAAUCAAAACAACAUGUUCUUAAAUGAAAAGGAAUCAGGAUUUAAGUCUUCUUAC
Messenger RNA from Pseudocercospora fijiensis CIRAD86, 767 nucleotides. RefSeq lists its product as uncharacterized. The coding region runs from base 84 to 611 and encodes 175 amino acids. Lineage: Eukaryota; Fungi; Ascomycota; Dothideomycetes; Mycosphaerellales; Mycosphaerellaceae. The record is from RefSeq and is a predicted model, not a curated record. The transcript has 2 exons. Gene Ontology annotation, molecular function: serine-type endopeptidase activity. Gene Ontology annotation, cellular component: membrane; signal peptidase complex.